AUGGCGAAGCCUGGCCCCAGCCCUGCCCCAGCCAGCCCCAGCCCCAGCCUGGGCCCCAGCCCAGCCUGCCCAGCCCCCAGCCCUGCCCCAGCCCCGCCCCAGCCCGCCCCAGCCCUGGCUCCAGCCUCAGCCCCAGCCUGCCUCAGCCAGCCCCAGCCCGCCAGCCCUGGCCCCAGCCCCACCAGCCCGCCCAGCCCCAGCCCCUGCCCCAGCCUGGCCCAGCCUGCCCAGCCUGCCUCAGCCUGCCCAGCCCGGCCCCAGCCUGGCCCCAGCUCAGCCUGCCCAGCCCGCCCCAGCCCCGCCUGCCUGGCCCAGCCUCCGGCUCAGCCCAGCCUGCCCGGCUCAGCCCAGCCCAGCCCCCAGCCUGGCCUGGCUCAGCCCCAGCCCCAGCCUCACCAGUGCCUGCCUCCGCUCAGCCCGCUCCCAGCCUGCCCCAGCCUGCCUCAGCCUGCCAGCCUGGCUCAGCCUGGCCUGCCUGCGCCCCCAGCCACCAGCCUGCCCGCCCAGCCCCAGGCCCCAGCCUGCCCCAGCCAGCCCCUGCUCAGCCCCAGCCUGGGCCCCAGCCCGGCCCCAGCCCGCCCCCAGCCCCAGCCCCAGUGCCCCAGCCUGCCUGCCUCCGCCCAGCCCCGGCCCCAGCCCGCCUGGCCCAGCCCGCCCCAGCCCUGCCUGCCCAGCCUGGGCCCCAGCCCGCUCAGCCCUGGCCCAGCCCAGCCCCGCCCAGCCUGUCAGCCCGCCCCCAGCCUGCCUGGCCCAGCCCGCCUGCCCGCCCAGCCCGCCCAGCCUGGCCCCAGCCUGGCCCCUGCUCCAGCCUGCCUCAGCUCCGCCCCAGCCCCAGCCCGCUCAGCCUGCCUCAGCCUGGGCUCAGCCUGCCUCAGCCUGGGCUCCAGCCUGCCCUGGCUCAGCCUGGCCCGCCUGCCUGCUCAGCCUGUCAGCCUGCCCAGCCUGCCUGCCUGGCUCAGCCUGCCCAGCCUGCCCCGCCCAGCCAGCCUGGGCCCCAGCCUGCCCACCCCAGCCCCAGCCAGCCCGGCCCAGCCCCAGCCUGGCCCCAGCCCCGGGCCCCAGCCUGGGCUCAGCCCCAGCCCCAGCCCCAGCCUGUGCCUGGCCCUGCCCCAGCCCCGCCCCAGCGCCCGCCAGCCUGGCUCCCAGCCCUGGCCCCAGCCCCACCAGCCCCCCUGCCCCCGCCCAGCCUGCCUCAGCCCCAGCCCGCCUGCCCCUCAGCUCAGCCCAGCCUGCCCAGCCCUGGGCUCCCAGCCUGGCUCAGCCCCGCCCCAGCCCGGCCUCAGCCUGCCUGUGCCCUGGGCCCCAGCCCGGCUCAGCCUGCCUGCAGCCCGCCCAGCCUGCCUGCCUCAGCCUGGGCUCAGCCCGCCCGCCUGCCCAGCCUGCCUCAGCCAGCUCAGCCUGGGCUCAGCCCGCUCAGCCCGCCUGCCUGCCUGGCUCAGCCUGCUCAGCCUGGCUCAGCCUGCUCAGCCUGCCUGCCUGCCUGCCUGCAAGCUAAAGCUGCCUGCUAAAGCCUGGCUCAGCCUGCCUCAGUUGCCUGUCAAAGCUCAGCUGCUGCCUGCCUGCCCAGUUGUUAAAGCUGCCUGCUCAGCCUGUUGCUAA
Molecule: messenger RNA, 1599 nt
Organism: Armigeres subalbatus
Lineage: Eukaryota; Metazoa; Arthropoda; Insecta; Diptera; Culicidae
Exons: 4
Coding region: 1-1599 (532 amino acids)
Source: RefSeq, a predicted model, not a curated record